Messenger RNA from Drosophila serrata, 2316 nucleotides. RefSeq lists its product as uncharacterized. The record is from RefSeq and is a predicted model, not a curated record. Lineage: Eukaryota; Metazoa; Arthropoda; Insecta; Diptera; Drosophilidae.
CUCUCUCAACUCAUUUAAGCUAAGUUUCCCACAGAGUAAACAUACAUAAAUGUAAAAUAUUCCGCAAAAUAUACAAUUUAUACAGUUUUCUGUGCACUUGCACAUAAUUAUUAUUGGUAAAAGACGCGCGCGUCAAAGAUUGUUACUCUCGAGAGUUCGAGUUUUAAGGACUCCCAAAGCCGUCGCAACAAUUCGGUGAGAAUGGUGCGCCCCCUUCGUCGCAAGGGGAUCGAGGAGGUGUAUGGCUCCAAGAUGGAUGCCAUUCAUCCGGUCAAGUCAGUGGUGGUGACCCAUGGAGGUGGUAUGACCAAGACGGCUACAAUGCGGGCAGAUCGGACAGCGACUGGAGGUGGUGCAGCAGCAGGUGGUGGUACUGCACCAGGUGGGGGAAUCCUCAAUAACCGGCAAACGGAGCAGCGACCCCAACGCACCUUUGUGACCGAAAACGACUAUUACAUCACAACCAAUCUGCCGAUGACUCCUGGCAAUUUGCGAAACGCCAACGCAACUUCCUCCCAGGUGAUGACCGGCCACGUUCAGCCGUCGCCUUACAAUGCCAUGUCCUCGCGGCGCAACAACUUGCCCGGCAAGACCAGCGCCCGUCAGCCGCAGAUGACGAAGAUGCCGCACUUUUCGCUGCCCGAGAACAAAGCGAACAAUAGCAUCUACACUAUGACCAAGCCAAGGGAAAGUCACCGCCACGGCAAGUGCAACACUCAGAGGAGCAACUAUGCCUUGAACGAUUGCGGCGACUUCUCCGACAAGGAGCUAAUGGGAAACCAUGCUCAAGGCAACAGCAACCAUCGCCAGCAUACCCAUAGCCAGCAGAUGCAAUUGAGCCAGAACAUGACGGUGCCGCAUCCGCUGCAGCAUCAGCUGCACCAGCAACAGAUGUCCCAGAACAGCCAAGGCAAGCAACAACAGCAGCAGCAACAUCAGCAGCAACAUCAGCAACAACAUCAGCAGCAGCAGUAUCAGCAGCAGGUUCACCAUUCACAUCCGCAUCCCCAUCAGAAGCACUCGCGUGGACGUGGUCAGCCAAAUCCGACUAGCAAGGCACACGUGAGUAUUGCCGAUGACGAUGACGAGAAGGACGACGAUCCCGAAGAGUUCUUCGAGCUUAUACGCCAGACAGUACAGAAGGCCGUUGGAAAUACCAUUUCAGAUGCUCUGACGAAAAACUUCCGGGAUUUGGGCCACAAAAUCGAGAGGUUCUCAGGCGAACUGAAGCAGACAAACGAGCAGUUGGAUAAGCUGCAGGAGCAGGUCACCAGCAAGGUGAUCUACUACGGCGAGGAGAACUCGCGACACUUCCGGUAUCUGUGCAUGAAAUCCGAGUACGAUAAGAUGUUCUACCAACACCAAUCCAUGUUGGCCAGCAAUCCGUCACCGGAAAUGGUUAAUGCCUCGCAGGCAGAUCUCACAGCAACCGCCUCGCAGGCCUCCAAUCUUGGUUGUAAGCCAUCGCAGUCCCUGAAGCAUACCGGCGUGAAGUUGUCCAAGAACCAACCCAAGAUGGUUAACCGGCGAGACUUGAACGACAUGCUGAAGCCUCAGGUUUCCUACCAUAAGCCUAAGCAGCAGCAUAAGACUGCGGCGGAGCCACGCAAGUCGUCCUCGGACCAGAGUCUCAUAGUCAAGUCCUCAGAGAUGGGCAUGCGUGAGCUGCUGGGGCAAAUCCAACGUUUUUGCAACCAAAUGCAGAUGAAUGACAUGGCCAAGGGAGCGAACAAGUCAAUGCACAACCUCGGGGACAUCAUGAUCUCAAAGAAACACUCCAAUGACAGACUGUGUGAGCCUGGAGGCCUAAUCGCAGUCGGCAGCCAAGUGGAUAAAAAGGACGAAGACACCGAGCCGGAUACUCCAUUGGAUAGCAUGGAUGAGUACGCAGGAAUGGAAGAGUUUCAAUUCUCCUCAGAAGUCUCGUCCUGCAGCGACGACGACAUGUGUGGUGGAAAGUAUAACACCGGAGAUGUCACCACCCGUGUUGCCCCCAACCUAGGAAUGCGCAAUCCGGCCAACAAGGGAGCCGGAGAUGGACAGUAAAUCGGGCAAAAUGACUCUCUGAAUAUAUCUGGAAACAAGAAAUAUUUCCAGUAAUUUCAAGUUUUAAUCUUCCCUUGGGAAUGACACAAAAUUAUAGAAUAAUUUGGUUCUAAAAUUUAGGCUAGCUAACGAAUCAGCUGCUCAAUAUGAAUGUAUAUUUUCAAUAGGGAAACUUAAUCAAAAAGAACUAUUCAAACUUAACAUAAUAUUAUUUUUCCGAAAAGAAUAAGUAAUAAAUUCUCAAGGGAUAUGUGAUUUAGAAAAGGAAAA